Gossypium raimondii (Peruvian cotton) is the source of this 2814-nucleotide messenger RNA. RefSeq lists its product as uncharacterized. NCBI's taxonomy places the organism in Eukaryota, Viridiplantae, Streptophyta, Magnoliopsida, Malvales, Malvaceae. Gene Ontology annotation, molecular function: hydrolase activity, acting on ester bonds. The transcript is spliced from 10 exons. The coding region runs from base 16 to 2199 and encodes 727 amino acids. The record is from RefSeq and is a predicted model, not a curated record.
GAAUAUAACACAAAAAUGGCUAGUUUAAGGUUGUUCUUGUGUUUCUUUCUCUUUACUGCAAGUUCUGUCAACAUUGUAUGCAGCCGUAGUCUGCAAAAAGAUCAUAUCGCCUUGUUUGUCUUUGGGGAUUCAGUGUAUGAUCCUGGAAAUAAUAACUACAUCGACACGAUUGCUCGGGCAAAUUAUUAUCCAUAUGGUGAAACCUUCUUCAAAUACCCCACUGGGAGGUUUUCUGAUGGUCGUUUAAUUCCAGACUUUAUUGCCGAGUAUGCAAAUUUACCACUAAUUCCACCAUAUCUUCAACCUGGGAAUCAUGAAUUUACUACUGGGGUCAACUUUGCUUCAGCUGGAGCUGGUGCUUUGUCUGAAACUAAUCAAGGAUUCGUGAUAGAUUUGAAAACCCAGCUAAGUUAUUUCAAGAAGGUGGCAAAGCAGUUGAGACAGGAACUAGGUGAUGCCGAAGCCAUGGCUUUCCUCUCCAAAGCUGUUUACUUAAUUAACAUUGGAAGCAAUGAUUACGUAUUACCUUUCACCUCAAACUCCACCGUCUUUCAGUACUUCUCCAAACAACAAUAUGUUGGAAUGGUGAUUGGCAAUCUAACUGAGACUAUCAAAGAAAUACAUAUGGAAGGAGGAAGGAAAUUCGGGUUUCGAAACUUUGGGUCAAUGGGAUGUAUCCCAUUACUGAAAGCACUUGUACCUGGAAAUACAGCAGGUUCCUGCUUUGAACAAGUAAAUGAACUCGCAAAACUGCACAACGCAGCUCUCACUGAAGCCCUGGAAGAGAUGGAGAUCAAACUAGUACAAUUCAAAUACUCAAUGCAUCAUUUGAAUAUUUAUCUUAGUGAACUGACGAAAAACCCCGGAAGAUUUGGUUUCAAGGAGGUAAAUAAAGCAUGUUGUGGAAGCGGUCCAUACAGAGGAAUUUCGAGCUGUGGGGGGAGGAGGGGUGUGACAGAAUACGAAUUAUGUUCAGACCCUACUCAAUAUUUUUACUUUGACUCGAGCCAUGUUUCUGAAAAGGCCAACAAACAGAUUGCUCAGCUGAUGUGGAGUGGACCACCUAAUAUUACGGGGCCUUACAAUCUAAAAGCAUUCUUUAAAAUGGCACGUUUAGUGUUGUUGUGGUGUUUCUUUAUUUUCACUGCAACUUCUGUCAACCUCGUAUGCAGCCGUAGUCCGCAAAAAGACCAUACCGCCUUGUUUGUCUUUGGGGAUUCGCUGUAUGAUCCUGGAAACAAUAACUACAUUGACACAAUUAUUAAGGCAAAUUAUUAUCCAUAUGGUGAAACUUUCUUCAAAUACCCUACAGGGAGGUUUUCUGAUGGUCGUAUAAUUGCUGACUUCAUUGCUGAGUUUGCAAAUUUACCACUCAUUCCACCAUAUCUCCAACCUGGGAAUCAUGAAUUUACUUAUGGGGUCAACUUUGCUUCAGCUGGAGCUGGCGCUUUGUCCGAAACUUAUCAAGGAUUUGUGAUAGAUUUGAAAACUCAGUUAAGUUAUUUCAAGAAAGUGGCAAAGCUGAUGAGAAAGGAACUCGGUGAUGCAGAAGCCACGGUCAUCUUCUCCAAAGCUGUUUACUUAAUUAACAUUGGAGGCAAUGAUUACAUAUCAUUUUUAACCUCAAACUCCACCGUAUUUCAGUCCUCCUCCAAACAAGAAUAUGUUGCAAUGGUUAUGGGCAAUCUAACUGAGACUAUCGAAGAAAUAUAUAAGAAAGGAGGAAGGAAAUUUGGGUUUCUAAACAUGGGGUCAUUGGGAUGUGUCCCAUCCAUGAAAGCACUCGCACCUGGAAAUACAACAGGUUCCUGCUUUGAACAAGUUAAUGAAAUCGCAAAACUGCACGAUGCAGCUCUGCCUAAAGCCCUGGAAGAGUUGGAGACCAAACUAGUAGAAGUUAAAUAUUCAAUGCAUUAUUUGAAUAUUUCUUAUGCUGAAAGAAGGAACAAUCCCGAAAAAUAUGGUUUUAAGGAGGCAAAUAUAGCAUGUUGUGGAAGCGGUCCAUACAGAGGAAUGUUUAGCUGUGGGGGAAGGAGGGGUGUGACAAAAUAUGAAUUAUGUUCAGACCCUAAUGAUUAUUUGUUCUUCGACUCUGACCAUCUUACCGAAAAGGCCUGCAAGCAGAUUGCCCAGCUCAUGUGGAGUGGAACACCCAAUAUCACGGGACCUUACAAUCUGAAAGCAUUGUUUGAAGCAUGAUAUUUGAUUUGAUCCAAUAUCAUCUCAACAUGAUUACUUUGUUGUUUACCUAAAUAAAGCCUUAGCAUGAGAUUUAUAAGACAAGACAAAUCUCCUUGGUAUACAAUCUAGGCCUUCUUGUCUUUGAAGACUGCCCAUGUUUUUUCUUUCAGAAUACUGGUUUAUAGUGUAAAUGACCAAAAUUUGCAUCCAAGUACGUACUAAAAUACAGCUACUUAAUGGCAAUAUAAUUAAGAAGUGAAAAAUGAGGGGAGCUGGAAGAAAUGGGAAACAGAAUAAAUCAGCCAGACAAUACUAGUUGAUAAUAUUACUUAUACAACAAAAAAGGGCAACUCUUACUUCCUGCCGACAUCUUUUGUCUUGGUUACGUCUUCAAUGGAGCCUUUUUCUCUCUAUCGGAUAUUCGUGCAGGACCUGUCGUAUGUGAUUUGAAGCGGCCUCUCCCUCCUUCCUCUUUUUCCUGGAAAAAUCCGUAUUCAUAUUGUUCAAUUUUGUUUUACAUUAAAAAUACACUGGUGCAUGCCCACAGCCAAGCAAGUUCUUAAAUUGUUGGAAUUAUUAUGAAGCCGUUCAGACAGCAUUAUAUUAGUAUGAACAUGAGUUUACAGUUUCUAA